Messenger RNA from Physeter macrocephalus (sperm whale), 1548 nucleotides. Its product is annotated as leucine-rich repeat-containing protein 56-like. The record is from RefSeq and is a predicted model, not a curated record. The annotation marks the transcript as partial. The transcript has 4 exons. NCBI's taxonomy places the organism in Eukaryota, Metazoa, Chordata, Mammalia, Artiodactyla, Physeteridae.
UGGUCCCCGGGGGCCCCCUGCCUGCAGGCCUUCUUCCCCAGGGCCCAGCCCCAGAGGACGACGCCAGCAGCCUCACCCACGGCUGGGGCACACCCAGAGAGGCUGCCGCCUACCGGGCCCGAAGACCUGGCCGCCCGGGCCUCCGCCCCGGGGCCUGACCCUGCAGACGGCUGCCACCUCCUGGCCUCGGCCGGGCUUCCGGCCUUGAGGGAGCUGCGCCUGCGUCCCCUCCCCAGUAGGUGCCUGGAGCCCCGGGAGGAGGGGGCCGCCGCCCCCGGGGGCCCACAGAGGGGCCCUGAAGAAGAGCAGGACAAGGCUGGGCCCAAGACUCGCCCCAGCCCCCCGAGCCUGGCCCCAGAGCCUUCCAGGACCUUGGGCUACAACCUGACCCCCUCUCCUCCCAAGUCCCUCAUGCCAUCUGACAGGGGCAGCAGCUCCUGGGGGUCCACAGAUCUGCAGUUCUGGGGGCGUCGCCUCAGAGCCCUGGGUAGUCUGGGGCCUGGCCUGGGUCAGGGGCUGGCUGCAGUGACUGCUCUGAGAGCCCUAGAGGUGGCCUCAGGCCCCAGCCCUCGAGCCGAAGGCUGUCCAGACCCAAAGCCGGCACCAGAUCCAGCAACCAGACCCCCAGCCUCCGAUGCAUGCCGCACCUGCCUCAUCACCCCAGCCCAACCCCACCCCUAGUGUACACCACUACCCACUGCCAGGCUGGCCUGGGUGGUAGGCAAGGGCCCCAGGGCGAUCGUGGGAGCCCCCGUGUGAACUCUGGCCUCACAGAACCCAGAGGACCUGGGCGGGUGUGUUAGGGGGUGGGAAGUGAGCCUGGCACAGGAGAGGACCCUCUUGGUAGAGGGAAGUUAGGAGUUGGGACCACCACGCGUGGGAAGAGGGGGAUCCCAGGAGAGAGUGGUCCAACUCGCCACCGCUGGCCCAGCUGCCCACCUCUUCCGUGUGGCCUGGCCUUCCCAGGAGGAGCAGACUGGGCCCAGGCCGAGGUGGCUGCAGCUGGCCCCUGGCCAUCCCCUGGCCAGCCCUCCAGCCGCCCCAGGGCUCUGAGCCACCCCUGGGUUGCUGCGGUCCCGAGCAGAGGCGCUUGCCCUAGGCUAACCAGGGUGCGACAACGCCUCCCAUCCCUGGUGGACUUGUGGGCUUCCCCGCGCGGGGAUGGAGUGGCCAGCUCCCUCCUCUUGGGGCCGGAUACCCGUAAAACCAAGCGAAUCAUUUUCGACUCUCAGGUGUACAGAAACGCGGUUUACUUGGUAGGCGGCGUUGGUUCAAUAAACUAUACAGCUGGCACCGCCUGCCUCCGGCGCUUUCUCCCCGCCCCGCCCCGCAGCCACAGUCGUGGAGACGCGGGAGCACAGGCGACGGUGCCGCCGCCCUUGCCUGGCCCUACACCUGCCAGCGCGAGUCCGCGGUGAUGGGCGGGCAGCUGAGGAAGCGGAAGCCGAACCUGCUCUCGGCCGUGCUCUGCACCGACAGCGCCACCAUCGGACAGCCGCGGUCCACGCUCUUCCGGCGCACCUGGGGGGGCGGGGCCUGAGAGGCCGC